UGGCACUUGAGCUGCCUUUAGCGGUACUUACAGGCAAUGUUGGUAUCAAUUACAAAAACAAACUAUUUAUUAUGCAAAAUCAAUAAAUACACCAACAAAAAUGUAAUUUAAUCUAAAACUUCUAAACAAAGCAGCACAGUGAGCAGAAGUCCUGCUGAUCAUUUCGAGUCCACUCCAUUGUCUUUUAUAGUUGAGAUUUUCAAACACUGUAACAACAGGUUGUGUUCGUUUGAGGUCAAGCAUAUAACCAGAGGUGAAUACAAAUAGUUCAGUCAGUUCAGUGAAUGAUUUAUGUUCAAGGUAGUUGAUAUAGCUGGACAUAUUCUGACUUCCUAACAUGGAAAUCCAAAUUCUGAGCGAUUCAUUCUUUUCAUCUUGAAAAGUAGAAAUCUUCUGUGUAAAAAUGACAAAGUGUGUUUAAAUCACAUAAAUCAAUCUUAUUUUUUCUUAUUCUAACAACAAACAUAAAGUCCAAGUCGUGUUGUGCUUCUGUUUUAAAAUUUUUUCCAGGGGGUCUUUUGUGGGCUCUAGUCUCCCUUAAUUGAAAGUAGGUUGACAGGGAAGGGGGAAGGCAUGCGGUAAAUGUCGACAGGUCCAGGAAUCGAACCAGCGACGGCAGCGUCAAGGACUCAGGGCCUCCAAACGUGUGUUGCGCUAUCCCCUAUGCCACCACAGCACGCCCCGUUUUAAAAUAUUUUUGAGUAGGUACGAGGAAGAGUGUUUACCAAGGUGGUUACAGAAAGUUUAAGAGCCAGUUCCAUUCAGGUCCCCUUCUCAAAUUUUCCCUCAAUAGUCAGACACUGAACAAAAGUUUACAGCCACACCUACUGUAAUUUUCCAUUGAUAUGUGAUAGUUUGCUGAACACACAGUGCCCCCACCCUAUUUAAACACACACACGCACACACAAGUUCAGCAAGAAAGCCAAGCAUCCAGUAAUUCAUUAAGUGUUUGCUGUGGAUAAUGCCUUGAAAAAACCUGAGCUUUAAACGGCCACAUCAUCACGCAGACAACGAGAUAAGAGCGUACGCAGCUUAAAAGGAGCGCUGCACUCGCAGUAGGACGCUCCUUUCUGCACAGUGGCCCAGCUCGCCUCAAGCAGUCACCAUGACCUUCAACGGCACCUGGAAGGUUGAUCGCAAUGAAAACUAUGAGAAAUUUAUGGAACAAAUGGGAGUAAGCAUGGUGAAGAGGAAGCUGGCCUCUCAUGACAACCUGAAGAUCACCAUCGAACAGACUGGAGACAAGUUUCAUGUGAAGGAGAGCAGCAAUUUCCGGACCAUUGAAAUAAACUUCACCCUGGGAGUCAACUUUGAGUACAGCUUGGCAGAUGGAACAGAACUAUCCGGUGCCUGGAACAUGGAGGGUGACACACUAAAGGGGAUUUUCAACAGGAAGGACAACGGAAAACAGCUGACAACAGUCAGAACCAUCCAAGGAGAUGAACUUGUUCAGAGCUACAACUACGAAGGUGUGGAUGCAAAGAGGAUUUUCAAGAGGAAUUAGACCCAUCUUCUUUACUAAACAAAGUGAAUUAUGAAAUUAUGUACAGUAUUGUGUUGAACUGUCACAUACAUCAACAUUCAAAAGUGCCAGAUUUGUGAUGUAUUUGUAUACCUGCAUUAAUAAAAUUAGAAC
This is a messenger RNA of Gambusia affinis (western mosquitofish), 1636 nucleotides long. It is a transcript of the gene fabp2, whose product is annotated as fatty acid binding protein 2, intestinal. Lineage: Eukaryota; Metazoa; Chordata; Actinopteri; Cyprinodontiformes; Poeciliidae. The transcript is spliced from 4 exons. Gene Ontology annotation, molecular function: fatty acid binding. The coding region runs from base 1106 to 1504 and encodes 132 amino acids. Gene Ontology annotation, cellular component: nucleus; cytosol. The record is from RefSeq and is a predicted model, not a curated record. Gene Ontology annotation, biological process: fatty acid transport.